AUGAGUCCCUCUGCUGUCCGUCCAAACUCCUGUCGUCGGGGCCGAGGUUGGCAGUACCUGGUCGACUGGGAGGGCUACGGUCCGGAGGACCGAACCUGGGUCCCUGGUUCUUUUAUUUUAGAUCCUGCUCUGAUUGACGACUACCACCCCUCCCGGCCUUCGGGUUCUUUGGACCGCCAGGUGGCGGUCGUUGAGGGGGGGUACUGUUGGGAUCCGGAGGCUUGUCCACCAGAGGGCACCAAAGAUCUUCCUGCUGAGGGCAUGUUCCACUGGGAGGAGGCCCAGAGGGAGACCCAGGACACACUGGAGGGACUAUGUUUCUCGGCUGGCCUGGGAGCGCCUUGGGAUUCCCCCGGAGGACUGGUCCAAGUGGCUGAGGAGACCGGACCCCAGAUAAGUGGAAGAUGAUGGAUGGAUGGAUGGAUGGAUGGAAUGAAUAUGAAAUUAAUCAUUUUACCAAUUGGGUGUUUAGGUGUGUUGGUGCGUUAAGAGUUUAGAAAACCUGUUAAAUGCAUUGAAACCUCUGUCAUAGCGAUUUUAAAAACUGUAAAAACAUUAAAUGAAUCUGAUGUGUUGUGUUCAUGAAGCACAGUGACAGCAAUGAGUGCAUAUCAGUGUACACUGCUCUUGAUAGGGACUCUUUGCCACUCAUUUCUAUGGCCCUAACCCGUACUGUAGGCCUAACUAUUUCUAACACAUGCCUAACCAUAAACCUAACCUAAACUCCAUUCACACAUUAGGCUUAAACAUAACUCUGAUCCCAAGAAUGGAAAAUUUCAUCAAGGAAAUGUCAUCCCCACAAGUACAUAUACAUCUCCUACAUGUAAUAUAUUUGUCGGAAAUAGUCCUCACAAGGUAACAAAUCUAUGGCCACACACACACAC
This is a messenger RNA of Cyprinodon tularosa, 884 nucleotides long. RefSeq names its product coiled-coil domain containing 83 (gene ccdc83). Bases 1 to 408 code for a protein of 135 amino acids. The record is from RefSeq and is a predicted model, not a curated record. The transcript has 4 exons. Lineage: Eukaryota; Metazoa; Chordata; Actinopteri; Cyprinodontiformes; Cyprinodontidae.